This is a messenger RNA of Chrysochloris asiatica (Cape golden mole), 492 nucleotides long. It is a transcript of the gene UBL4A, whose product is annotated as ubiquitin-like 4A. Gene Ontology annotation, biological process: post-translational protein targeting to endoplasmic reticulum membrane. The record is from RefSeq and is a predicted model, not a curated record. NCBI's taxonomy places the organism in Eukaryota, Metazoa, Chordata, Mammalia, Afrosoricida, Chrysochloridae. Gene Ontology annotation, molecular function: protein binding. The transcript is spliced from 4 exons. The coding region runs from base 1 to 492 and encodes 163 amino acids.
AUGCAGCUGACGGUGAAGGCGCUCCAGGGCCGAGAGUGCAUCCUUCAGGUGUCUGAGGACGAGAUGGUGUCUUCGCUUAAGCUUCUGGUCUCCGAGCAGCUAAACGUCCCUGUGCGCCAGCAGCGGCUGCUGUUCAAGGGCAAAGCCCUAGCAGAUGGGAAGCGACUCUCCGAUUACAGCAUUGGCCCCAAUUCCAAGCUCAACCUAGUGGUCAAGCCUCUGGAGAAGGUGCUCCUGGAACAGGGCCCUGCCCGAAGACAGGUGGAGACGCAGUCCCGACCCCUGGCGCCACCCUCAGAGGCUUGGCAAGUGAUCGCCAAAGUUCUGGGCCGACACUUCAGCGCAGCAGAUGCCAACAGGGUCCAGGAGCAACUCCAGCGGGAAUACGAGCGUUCUCUGAGCCGCCUGACAAUGGAUGACAUCGAACGCCUGGCCAGCCGCUUCCUGCACCCCGAAGUGACCGAGGCCACGGAGAAGGGGCUCUCCAAAUAA